CCUCGUCUUAUUUGCACCUGCAGAGGCUGGUUUCCCGGAGGCCAGGGCCCUGGGCGGAGGCCAGGACUGAGCUAUGGUUUGGGGGAACCCAAUCUAACCCAGCACAGGAGAGACAGGCCUGGGGGGAGGCCAGACCUGUCCCCGCCGCUCAGGGAAUCGUGCGCGGCUCUUGGCGGAGGGGACAGCGUGGAGGGGCUGGGCUUGGAGUCAGCUGACCGGGACCCCACGGGCUGGAGACUGUGCCUGGCCCUGCCCACAGCCCCGCCAGGCCAGCACUCGGCACGGACUCUGGCAUCCCGGACGCCCAGGGAGCAGACAGCGGAUCCUGGCAAGCGAGGCCUGCAGCCAGCCGGCACCAUGAACGGCGACGCUUUUCCUGACGUCCUGGCCGCCAGCGGCCCCGAGCCGACCACGGUCCCCAAGACCAUCAAGGCCGUGCCGGAAGCCGGCUCUCCCCCUGGGCCCCAGGCCAGGAGCGUGGCCGGGGUGUUGGUGGAGGCCUCCGGCCGGGCCCUGAGCCUCUACGCGGCGAUGAAGCAGGGCCUGCUGCCCGCCGGGCUCGGGCUGGCUCUGCUGGAGGCCCAGGCGGCCACCGGGGGCCUCGUGGACCCCGCGCAGGGCCAGCUGCUGCCCGUGUCGGUGGCCCUGCAGCAGGGCCUGGUGGGCCUGGAGCUGCGGGAGAAGCUGCUGGCGGCCGAGCGGGCCGUCACCGGCUACGCUGACCCCUACGGGGGCGAGAAGCUGCCCCUCUUCCAGGCCAUUGGGAAGGAGGUGGUGGACCGGGCCCUGGGGUGGGGCUGGCUGGAGGCCCAGCUGGCCACAGGCGGCCUGGUAGACCCCUCCCGGGGUGUGCGGGUGGCCCCGGAGCUGGCCUGCCAGCAGGGCCUCCUGGACCGGGAGACGCAGCGCGGCCUGGAGGAGCACGCUCCGGGCUUCCUGGACCCCAACACGCUGGAGCGGCUGAGCUACCGCGAGCUGCUGGGCAGGUGCGUGCGGGCCCCCGGCACCGGGCUGGCCCUGCUGCCGCUCAAGACCACCUUCCGCACGCUGAGCGGGGCGGCCAGCUUGGCGGAGCUGCUGGAGGCGGGGGUCCUGGAUGAGGAGACGGCCCGGGGCCUGCAGGAGGGCCGGCUGGCGGUGCCCGACGUGAGCGCGCGCCCCCAGGUGCAGCGCUACCUGCAGGGCACCGGGGCUGUGGCGGGCGUUGUCCUGCUGCCCGCCGGCUGCAAGAAGAGCUUCUUCCAGGCCGUGGCUGAGCACCUGCUCCCGCUGGGCGCCGUGCUGCCGCUGCUCGAGGCCCAGGCCGCCACCGGCACACUGGUGGAUCCGGCCACCGGCCAGCGGCUGUGCGUGGACGAGGCGGUCCGGGCGGGCCUGGUGGGCCCCGAGCUGCACGGGCAGCUCCUGGAGGCUGAGCAGGCGGUGGCGGGGUUCCCCGACCCCUUCAGCGGCUCCCGCCUCCCCCUCUUCCAGGCCAUGAAGAAGGGGCUGGUGGACAGGCCCCUGGCGCUGCGGCUGCUGGAUGCACAGCUGGCCACGGGCGGGCUGGUGUGCCCGGCCCGCAGGGUGCGGCUGCCCCUGGAAGCCGCCCUGCGCUUCGCCUGCCUGGACGAGGAGACGCAGCAGCAGCUCUCACGGGCCGCGGGCUUCUCAGACCCCGGCACGCAGGAGAGCCUCAGCUACGGGCAGCUGCUGGCCCGCUGCGUCACCGACCCCGAGAUGGGGCUGGCCUUCCUGCCCCUCCCUGGGGAGGCCCCUGGGGAGGAGCCACAGGGACUCCCGUUCAUCGAGCACAGCACCCAGGAGGCCCUGAGUGCGGCCACCACCACCGUCUCCGCGGGCAAGUUCCAGGGCCGGCCCGUGUCACUGUGGGAGCUGCUUUUCUCUGAAGCCGUGCCCGCGGGGCAGAGGGCAGCGCUGGCCCAGCAGCACCAGGCGGGGGCCCUGUCGGUGGAGGAGCUGGCCGCGGUGCUGAGGACCACCCUGGAGCAGGCCGCAGCCACGGCCAAGACCACCUUCUCGGGGCUGCGGGUCCCCGUGACCCCCGGAGAGCUGCUGAAGGCAGAAAUCAUCGGCCCUGAGGUGUACGAGCAGCUGGCACGCGGGCAGACCACGGCCCAGCACGUGGGCAGCCUGGACUCCGUGCAGCGGUACCUGCAGGGCACGGGCUGCAUCGCCGGCCUGCUGCUGCCCGGCUCCCAGGAGCGGCUCAGCAUCGACGAGGCGCAGAGGAAGGGGUUGCUCAGGCCGGGCACGGCCCUCAUCCUGCUGGAGGCGCAGGCCGCCACCGGCUUUGUCAUCGACCCCAAGGAGAACCAGAGGUACUCCGUGCAGGAGGCGCUGAGGGCCGGCGUCAUUGGGCCCAGCGUGUUCGCCAAGCUGCUGUCGGCCGAGCGGGCGGUCACCGGCUACACCGACCCCUACACCGGGGAGCAGAUCUCCCUCUUCCAGGCCAUGAAGAAGGAGCUGAUCGUCCGGGACCACGGCAUCCGCCUGCUGGAGGCCCAGAUCGCCACGGGCGGCAUCAUCGACCCCGUGCACAGCCACCGCGUGCCCGUGGAGGUGGCCUACAAGAACGGCUACUUCGACGAGGAGAUGAACCACGUCCUGGCCGACCCCAGCGACGACACCAAGGGCUUCUUCGACCCCAACACGCACGAGAACCUCACCUACAUGCAGCUGCUGGAGCGCUGCGUGCGCGACCCCGAGACCGGCCUGUACCUGCUGCCGCUCAGCAGUGCCCAGCCCCAGCUGGCGGACGCGGCCACCCGGCGGGCCUUCCAGAACCUGCUGCUCCCGGGGAAGUACGGGCGGUUCCGGGGGCGGCGGGUGUCGGCGUGGGAGCUGCUCAACUCCGAGUGCUUCAGUGAGGCCCGGCGGCGGCAGCUCCUGCACAGCUUCCGGCGGCGCGAGGUCUCCCUGGAGCAGGUGGCCAAGCUGUUGCAGAGGGAGGCGGCCAGGUGUGCGGACGUCAUGCUGCCCGCCCUGCGGGGCCGGGCCACCGCCUACCAGCUCCUGGAGGCCCAGAUCAUCGACCAGGAGCUCCUGGACCGGCUGCUGGCGGGGACGCUCAGCCCCGAGGCCCUGCUCCGCGUGGAAGGCGUCCGCACGUCCCUGCGCGGCUCGGGCGCCGUGGGCGGGGUGCUGCUGCCGGCCUCCAACCGGAGGCUCAGCCUCUACCAGGCCAUGAAGCAGCAGCUGCUGCGGCCUGGCCUGGCCCUGGCCCUGCUGGAGGCCCAGGCGGCCACCGGAGCCCUGACGGACCCCGACAGCCUGGAGGCCCUGUCGGUGGAGGAGGCUGUGCGCAGGGAGCUGGUGGGGCCGGAGUUGUACGCCCGGCUGCGACGGGCCGAGGGCGCCCUGACCGGCUUCCGAGACCCCUUUUCCCAGGAGCGGGUGUCCCUGUUCCAGGCCAUGAAGAAGGGCCUCGUCCGGGAGGAGCAGGCCGCCCGCCUCCUGGAGGCCCAGGUGGCCACGGGAGGGGUCAUCGACCCCACGGGCCACUACCACCUCUCCCUGCCCGUGGCCGCCGAGCGUGGCUGCAUCGACCAGGAGAUGGAGGCGGCCUUGUCCAGCUCCCCGGACACCUUCCCCACGCCGGACGGCCGGGGCCGCACCAGCUAUGCCCGGCUCCUGGGGCAGUGUCUGAAGGAUGAGGCUUCCGGCCUCUACCUGCUGCCCCUGCAGGAAGGUGUGCCCGCCGGCCCCUCCGACCAGCAGCUGCAGGAGACCCUGCAGGCCACGCCAGGCGCGGAGGACGGCUCGUCCCUCUGGGAGCUGCUGGCCUCCUGCCAUUUCACGGAGGAGCAGCGGCGGGGCUUCCUGGAGGACGUGCAGGUGGGCAAGACCACGGUGCCGCAGCUGCAGGCGGCCGUGCGGGGCUGGGUGCAGGCGGCCAAGCUCCUGGCGCGGGCCCGGGUCACCGUGCCCGGCCCUCGGGGCGAGGUCCCCGCGGUCUGGCUGCUGGACGCCGGCAUCAUCACUCAGGAGACCCUGGCGGCGCUGACCCAGGGCACACGGUCGCCCGCCGAGGUGGCCGAGGAGCCCACGGUGAAGGCCUGCCUGUGGGGCACGGGCGCCGUGGCCGGCGUGCUGCUCCAGCCCUCGGGGACCAAGGCCAGCAUCGCCCAGGCCAUGCAGGACGGCCUGCUGCCCCCCGGCCUGGGGCAGAGCCUGCUGGAGGCCCAGGCCGCGUGCGGCUCCCUGGUGGACCCUCUGACCAACCAGAGGCUGUCUGUGGAAGCCGCGGUCAAGGUGGGGCUGGUGAGCGGGGCGCUGAGUGAGCAGCUCCGGCAGGCGGAGCGGGCCGUGGCCGGCUACACCGACCCCUUCUCCGGGAGCCCCCUCUCGCUGUGGCAGGCCAUGGAGAAGGGGCUCGUGCCCCGGCGGGAGGGCCUGCCCCUCCUGCAGGCCCAGCUGGCCACGGGGGGCGCCGUGGACCCCGCCCAUGGGGUGCACCUCCCCCCGGCGGCAGCCUGCAGGCUGGGCCUCCUGGACGAGCGGACGCUCCAGGCGCUGACCGGGACGGAUGAGGACAGCAAGUUCUUCUUCGACCCUAGCAGGCGGGACCGGGUGACCUACCAGCAGCUGAGGGAGCGCUGUGUCCUGGACGCGGACACUGGCCUGUGGCUGCUGCCCCUCCCCCAGGGCGUGGCCCUGGAGGUGGACAACCACACGGCCGUGGCCCUCAGGGCCAUGAAGGUGCCCGUCGGGGCCGGGAGGUUCAAGGGGCUCACAGUUUCGCUCUGGGACCUGCUGCACUCGGAGUACGUGGGCGACCAGAAGCGGCGGGAGCUGGCGGCGCUCUGCCAGUCGGGGCGGGCCACGGCCCUGCGGCAGGUGGUGCAGGCCCUCACCGCCCUGGUCGAGGCCUCGGAGACCAAGCCCGCGCAGGCCGUCUUCCGGGGGCUGCGCAAGCAGGUGUCGGCCGGCGACCUGUUCCGGUCCCACGUGAUCGACAAGAAGACCCUGGACGAGCUGAACCAGGGCACGAGGACGGUGCAGGAGGUGACCGCCAUGGACAGCGUGCGGACCUUCCUGGAGGGAGGCAACUUCAUCGCCGGCGUCCUGGUCCAGGCCACCCAGGAGCGGAUGAGCAUCUCGGAGGCCCUGAGCAGGGGCCUCCUGCGGCCGGGCACGGCCCUGGUGCUGCUGGAGGCCCAGGCGGCCACCGGCUUCCUCAUCGACCCCACGGAGAACCGGAAGCUGACCGUGGAGGAGGCCUUCGGGGCAGGGAUGUUCGGGAAGGAAACCUACCAGAAGCUGCUGUCGGCCGAGCGGGCGGUCACCGGCUACACCGACCCCUACACCGGGGAGCAGAUCUCCCUCUUCCAGGCCAUGAAGAAGGAACUGAUCGUCCGGGACCACGGCAUCCGCCUGCUGGAGGCCCAGAUCGCCACAGGCGGCAUCAUCGACCCCGUGCACAGCCACCGCGUGCCCGUGGAAGUGGCCUACCAGCGCGGCUACUUCGACGAGGAGAUGAACCGCGUCCUGGCCGACCCCAGCGACGACACCAAGGGCUUCUUCGACCCCAACACGCACGAGAACCUCACGUACCUGCAGCUGCUGGAGCGCUGCGUGCGUGACCCCGAGACCGGCCUGUACCUGCUGCAAAUCGUUAAGAAAGGGGAGACGUACGCGUACGUGGAUGAGGCCACCAGGCGGGCUCUGCGGGCGCAGACCAUGACCCUGCACGUGGGCCGGUUCGCCGGGCGGACCGUCUCUGUCUGGGACCUGCUGUCGUCGCAGUACUUCUCGGAGGAGCGGCGGCGGGAGCUGGCCCAGCAGUGGCACGCCCGGGCCCUGAACCUGCAGCAGCUGCUGGGCCUCAUCACGGCCGUCGUGGAGGAGACAGAGAAGCAACACCAGGCGGUCAGGGUGGCCGGGAUCGGCGGGGAGGUGACCGCCGCAGAGUUGUUCAACGCCGGCGUCAUCGACAAAAAGACGCUGGACUCGCGGCCCGGGGCCCAGGCCCUCCUGGAGCUGCCGAACGUGAAGGUCGCCCUGCAGGGCAGCGGCUGCAUCGCGGGGGUGACUGUCCCUUCCACACAGGAGGUGCUGAGCCUCUACGAGGCCAGCGUGAGGGGCCUCGUCCCCACGGGAUUCGCGGCCCAGCUGCUGGAGGCCCAGGCGGCCACAGGCUUCCUGCUGGACCCCCGCAGCCACCGGAGGCUCUCGGUGGACGAGGCCGUGGCCGCGGGCCUGGUGGGCGAGGAGCUUCGGGAGAGGCUCCUGGACGCCGAGAAGGCCGCCAAAGGCUACGUGGACCCAGACACGGGGGACACGGUCCCACUGUCCCAGGCCACGGACAGAAAGCUGGUAAAGCGGGAGGAGGCGCUCCGGCUGCUGGAAGUGCAGGUGGCCACGGGCGGGGUCAUCGACCCGCGGCACCACCUACGGCUCCCACUGGACACGGCCUACGCGCGCGGCUGUCUGCGCCGCGACACCUACGCCCUCGUGUCUGAUCAGAAGCACAUGAACAAGAGGUUCCUGGACCCCAACACCCACGAGAAGGUGACGUACCAGGAGCUUCAGGGGCGAAGCUGCCAGGAAGAGGGGACGGGCUGGGCUCUGUUCCCCGUGACCCGCGAGGAGAAGGACACCACGCACAUCGACGAGGCCACGAGGAAGGCCCUGGAGGUCGAGCGGGUGGACGUCCCGGUAGGCAGGUACCGGGGACAGCGGCCGUCCGUGUGGGAGCUGCUGAACUCCGAGUACGUCACGGAGGAGAAGAAGCUGGAGUUGGUGGGAAAAUACAAGCGAGACACGGCCAAGGCCCUGGACAAGGUGGUGAACAAAAUCUUCGUGAUGAUCGACGAGAAGGAGAAGAGCGCGAGGCAGCUGUGGUUCCGGGGCAUCCGGAGGCACAUCACGGCCACCGAGCUCUUCCAGGCGGCCAUCAUCACCAAGGAAACGCUGCAGCAGCUGGAGGCCGGACACAGCAGCGUGGAGGACGUGGGGCAGGACGCCGGCGUGAGGCGCUACCUGGAGGGCACGAGCUGCAUCGCGGGCGUGCUGGUGCCCGCCAGGGACCAGCCCGGGAGGCGGGAGAAGAUGAGCGUCUACCAGGCCAUGUGGAAGGGCCACCUGCGGCCGGGCACGGCCCUGGUGCUGCUGGAGGCCCAGGCGGCCACCGGCUUCCUCAUCGACCCCGUGGGCAACCGGCGGCUGUCCGUGGACGAGGCCGUGGCUGCGGACCUGGUGGGCGGCGAGAUCCGGGACAAGCUGCUGUCGGCCGAGCGGGCGGUCACCGGCUACACCGACCCCUACACCGGGGAGCAGAUCUCCCUCUUCCAGGCCAUGAAGAAAGACCUGAUCGUCCGGGACCACGGCAUCCGCCUGCUGGAGGCCCAGAUCGCCACGGGCGGCAUCAUCGACCCCGUGCACAGCCACCGCGUGCCCGUGGAGGUGGCCUACAAGAACGGCUACUUCGACGAGGAGAUGAACCGCGUCCUGGCCGACCCCAGCGACGACACCAAGGGCUUCUUCGACCCCAACACGCACGAGAACCUCACCUACAUGCAGCUGCUGCGUCGCUGCGUGCGCGACCCCGACACGGGGCUCUACAUGCUGCAGCUGGCCGGCCAGGGCUCCGUCGUGCACCAGCUCAGCGAGGAGCUGCGCCGCGCCCUGCACGACGUCCGUGUGACGCUGCCCCCGGCCGCCGGCGGCACCCAGGGCCUGGUCGUCUCGGUCUGGGAGCUGCUCUUCUACCGGGAGGUGUCCGAGAGCCUGCGGCAGGACCUGCUGGUCCAGUACCGGGCGGGCACGCUGACCGCGCAGCAGCUGGGCGCCUCGCUCACCUCGCUGCUGGCCGGGGCCCCGGAAGGGAGCCCGCACCCGGCCCCGGCCGACCCUAGGCGGGCCCUGAGCGCGGUCACCAUGGAGGUGAAGGUGGGCCGCCUGCGGGGGCCGGCCGUGCCCGUGUGGGACGUGCUGGAGUCCGACUACGUGAGCGCCGGCAGCAGGGAGCAGCUGCUGGCCCAGUUCCGCUCGGGGAGGCUGGGCCUGCCCGCGCUGACCCGCCGGCUGACCACCAUCAUCGAGGAGGCCGAGGGGGCCCAGGGCACCGAGCACCUCCAGGUGUCCAGCCCCCCGGGGCGUGGUGACGCCCAGGCCGACCCCCAGGCCGCCAGGCGCCUCCAGGAGCAGGCUCUGCGUGCGGCCACCAUGGAGGUGCAUGCCGGGCGAUUCCAGGGGCAGCCGGUGUCCGUGUGGGACGUCCUCUCCUCCUCCUACCUGAGCCAGGCCCGCCGGGAAGAGCUGCUGGCCCAGCACGCGGCCGGCGCCCUGGCCCUGCCGGGCCUCGUGGCCGUCCUCACCCAGGUCGUCGAGGAGACGGAGCAACGGCUCAGCAAGAUGUCCUUCCCGGGCCUGAGGCGCCAGGUGACGGCGUCCCAGCUGGGCGUCUCCAGGGUCCUGGACCCCGAGACCCUGCAGGGCCUGGCCCAGGGCACCAAGAGCCCCCAGGAGGUGAUGAAGAUGGACUCGGUCAAGCGCUACCUGGAGGGCACGAGCUGCAUCGCGGGCGUGCUGGUGCCCGCCAGGGACCAGCCCGGGAGGCGGGAGAAGAUGAGCGUCUACCAGGCCAUGUGGAAGGGCCACCUGCGGCCGGGCACGGCCCUGGUGCUGCUGGAGGCCCAGGCGGCCACCGGCUUCCUCAUCGACCCCGUGGGCAACCGGCGGCUGUCCGUGGACGAGGCCGUGGCCGCGGACCUGGUGGGCGGCGAGAUCCGGGACAAGCUGCUGUCGGCCGAGCGGGCGGUCACCGGCUACACCGACCCCUACACCGGGGAGCAGAUCUCCCUCUUCCAGGCCAUGAAGAAAGACCUGAUCGUCCGGGACCACGGCAUCCGCCUGCUGGAGGCCCAGAUCGCCACGGGCGGCAUCAUCGACCCCGUGCACAGCCACCGCGUGCCCGUGGAGGUGGCCUACAAGAACGGCUACUUCGACGAGGAGAUGAACCGCGUCCUGGCCGACCCCAGCGACGACACCAAGGGCUUCUUCGACCCCAACACGCACGAGAACCUCACCUACAUGCAGCUGCUGCGUCGCUGCGUGCGCGACCCCGACACGGGGCUCUACAUGCUGCAGCUGGCCGGCCAGGGCUCCGUCGUGCACCAGCUCAGCGAGGAGCUGCGCCGCGCCCUGCACGACGUCCGUGUGACGCUGCCCCCGGCCGCCGGCGGCACCCAGGGCCUGGUCGUCUCGGUCUGGGAGCUGCUCUUCUACCGGGAGGUGUCCGAGAGCCUGCGGCAGGACCUGCUGGUCCAGUACCGGGCGGGCACGCUGACCGCGCAGCAGCUGGGCGCCUCGCUCACCUCGCUGCUGGCCGGGGCCCCGGAAGGGAGCCCGCACCCGGCCCCGGCCGACCCUAGGCGGGCCCUGAGCGCGGUCACCAUGGAGGUGAAGGUGGGCCGCCUGCGGGGGCCGGCCGUGCCCGUGUGGGACGUGCUGGAGUCCGACUACGUGAGCGCCGGCAGCAGGGAGCAGCUGCUGGCCCAGUUCCGCUCGGGGAGGCUGGGCCUGCCCGCGCUGACCCGCCGGCUGACCACCAUCAUCGAGGAGGCCGAGGGGGCCCAGGGCACCGAGCACCUCCAGGUGUCCAGCCCCCCGGGGCGUGGUGACGCCCAGGCCGACCCCCAGGCCGCCAGGCGCCUCCAGGAGCAGGCUCUGCGUGCGGCCACCAUGGAGGUGCAUGCCGGGCGAUUCCAGGGGCAGCCGGUGUCCGUGUGGGACGUCCUCUCCUCCUCCUACCUGAGCCAGGCCCGCCGGGAAGAGCUGCUGGCCCAGCACGCGGCCGGCGCCCUGGCCCUGCCGGGCCUCGUGGCCGUCCUCACCCAGGUCGUCGAGGAGACGGAGCAACGGCUCAGCAAGAUGUCCUUCCCGGGCCUGAGGCGCCAGGUGACGGCGUCCCAGCUGGGCGUCUCCAGGGUCCUGGACCCCGAGACCCUGCAGGGCCUGGCCCAGGGCACCAAGAGCCCCCAGGAGGUGAUGAAGAUGGACUCGGUCAAGCGCUACCUGGAGGGCACGAGCUGCAUCGCGGGCGUGCUGGUGCCCGCCAGGGACCAGCCCGGGAGGCGGGAGAAGAUGAGCGUCUACCAGGCCAUGUGGAAGGGCCACCUGCGGCCGGGCACGGCCCUGGUGCUGCUGGAGGCCCAGGCGGCCACCGGCUUCCUCAUCGACCCCGUGGGCAACCGGCGGCUGUCCGUGGACGAGGCCGUGGCCGCGGACCUGGUGGGCGGCGAGAUCCGGGACAAGCUGCUGUCGGCCGAGCGGGCGGUCACCGGCUACACCGACCCCUACACCGGGGAGCAGAUCUCCCUCUUCCAGGCCAUGAAGAAAGACCUGAUCGUCCGGGACCACGGCAUCCGCCUGCUGGAGGCCCAGAUCGCCACGGGCGGCAUCAUCGACCCCGUGCACAGCCACCGCGUGCCCGUGGAGGUGGCCUACAAGAACGGCUACUUCGACGAGGAGAUGAACCGCGUCCUGGCCGACCCCAGCGACGACACCAAGGGCUUCUUCGACCCCAACACGCACGAGAACCUCACCUACAUGCAGCUGCUGCGUCGCUGCGUGCGCGACCCCGACACGGGGCUCUACAUGCUGCAGCUGGCCGGCCAGGGCUCCGUCGUGCACCAGCUCAGCGAGGAGCUGCGCCGCGCCCUGCACGACGUCCGUGUGACGCUGCCCCCGGCCGCCGGCGGCACCCAGGGCCUGGUCGUCUCGGUCUGGGAGCUGCUCUUCUACCGGGAGGUGUCCGAGAGCCUGCGGCAGGACCUGCUGGUCCAGUACCGGGCGGGCACGCUGACCGCGCAGCAGCUGGGCGCCUCGCUCACCUCGCUGCUGGCCGGGGCCCCGGAAGGGAGCCCGCACCCGGCCCCGGCCGACCCUAGGCGGGCCCUGAGCGCGGUCACCAUGGAGGUGAAGGUGGGCCGCCUGCGGGGGCCGGCCGUGCCCGUGUGGGACGUGCUGGAGUCCGACUACGUGAGCGCCGGCAGCAGGGAGCAGCUGCUGGCCCAGUUCCGCUCGGGGAGGCUGGGCCUGCCCGCGCUGACCCGCCGGCUGACCACCAUCAUCGAGGAGGCCGAGGGGGCCCAGGGCACCGAGCACCUCCAGGUGUCCAGCCCCCCGGGGCGUGGUGACGCCCAGGCCGACCCCCAGGCCGCCAGGCGCCUCCAGGAGCAGGCUCUGCGUGCGGCCACCAUGGAGGUGCAUGCCGGGCGAUUCCAGGGGCAGCCGGUGUCCGUGUGGGACGUCCUCUCCUCCUCCUACCUGAGCCAGGCCCGCCGGGAAGAGCUGCUGGCCCAGCACGCGGCCGGCGCCCUGGCCCUGCCGGGCCUCGUGGCCGUCCUCACCCAGGUCGUCGAGGAGACGGAGCAACGGCUCAGCAAGAUGUCCUUCCCGGGCCUGAGGCGCCAGGUGACGGCGUCCCAGCUGGGCGUCUCCAGGGUCCUGGACCCCGAGACCCUGCAGGGCCUGGCCCAGGGCACCAAGAGCCCCCAGGAGGUGAUGAAGAUGGACUCGGUCAAGCGCUACCUGGAGGGCACGAGCUGCAUCGCGGGCGUGCUGGUGCCCGCCAGGGACCAGCCCGGGAGGCGGGAGAAGAUGAGCGUCUACCAGGCCAUGUGGAAGGGCCACCUGCGGCCGGGCACGGCCCUGGUGCUGCUGGAGGCCCAGGCGGCCACCGGCUUCCUCAUCGACCCCGUGGGCAACCGGCGGCUGUCCGUGGACGAGGCCGUGGCCGCGGACCUGGUGGGCGGCGAGAUCCGGGACAAGCUGCUGUCGGCCGAGCGGGCGGUCACCGGCUACACCGACCCCUACACCGGGGAGCAGAUCUCCCUCUUCCAGGCCAUGAAGAAAGACCUGAUCGUCCGGGACCACGGCAUCCGCCUGCUGGAGGCCCAGAUCGCCACGGGCGGCAUCAUCGACCCCGUGCACAGCCACCGCGUGCCCGUGGAGGUGGCCUACAAGAACGGCUACUUCGACGAGGAGAUGAACCGCGUCCUGGCCGACCCCAGCGACGACACCAAGGGCUUCUUCGACCCCAACACGCACGAGAACCUCACCUACAUGCAGCUGCUGCGUCGCUGCGUGCGCGACCCCGACACGGGGCUCUACAUGCUGCAGCUGGCCGGCCAGGGCUCCGUCGUGCACCAGCUCAGCGAGGAGCUGCGCCGCGCCCUGCACGACGUCCGUGUGACGCUGCCCCCGGCCGCCGGCGGCACCCAGGGCCUGGUCGUCUCGGUCUGGGAGCUGCUCUUCUACCGGGAGGUGUCCGAGAGCCUGCGGCAGGACCUGCUGGUCCAGUACCGGGCGGGCACGCUGACCGCGCAGCAGCUGGGCGCCUCGCUCACCUCGCUGCUGGCCGGGGCCCCGGAAGGGAGCCCGCACCCGGCCCCGGCCGACCCUAGGCGGGCCCUGAGCGCGGUCACCAUGGAGGUGAAGGUGGGCCGCCUGCGGGGGCCGGCCGUGCCCGUGUGGGACGUGCUGGAGUCCGACUACGUGAGCGCCGGCAGCAGGGAGCAGCUGCUGGCCCAGUUCCGCUCGGGGAGGCUGGGCCUGCCCGCGCUGACCCGCCGGCUGACCACCAUCAUCGAGGAGGCCGAGGGGGCCCAGGGCACCGAGCACCUCCAGGUGUCCAGCCCCCCGGGGCGUGGUGACGCCCAGGCCGACCCCCAGGCCGCCAGGCGCCUCCAGGAGCAGGCUCUGCGUGCGGCCACCAUGGAGGUGCAUGCCGGGCGAUUCCAGGGGCAGCCGGUGUCCGUGUGGGACGUCCUCUCCUCCUCCUACCUGAGCCAGGCCCGCCGGGAAGAGCUGCUGGCCCAGCACGCGGCCGGCGCCCUGGCCCUGCCGGGCCUCGUGGCCGUCCUCACCCAGGUCGUCGAGGAGACGGAGCAACGGCUCAGCAAGAUGUCCUUCCCGGGCCUGAGGCGCCAGGUGACGGCGUCCCAGCUGGGCGUCUCCAGGGUCCUGGACCCCGAGACCCUGCAGGGCCUGGCCCAGGGCACCAAGAGCCCCCAGGAGGUGAUGAAGAUGGACUCGGUCAAGCGCUACCUGGAGGGCACGAGCUGCAUCGCGGGCGUGCUGGUGCCCGCCAGGGACCAGCCCGGGAGGCGGGAGAAGAUGAGCGUCUACCAGGCCAUGUGGAAGGGCCACCUGCGGCCGGGCACGGCCCUGGUGCUGCUGGAGGCCCAGGCGGCCACCGGCUUCCUCAUCGACCCCGUGGGCAACCGGCGGCUGUCCGUGGACGAGGCCGUGGCCGCGGACCUGGUGGGCGGCGAGAUCCGGGACAAGCUGCUGUCGGCCGAGCGGGCGGUCACCGGCUACACCGACCCCUACACCGGGGAGCAGAUCUCCCUCUUCCAGGCCAUGAAGAAAGACCUGAUCGUCCGGGACCACGGCAUCCGCCUGCUGGAGGCCCAGAUCGCCACGGGCGGCAUCAUCGACCCCGUGCACAGCCACCGCGUGCCCGUGGAGGUGGCCUACAAGAACGGCUACUUCGACGAGGAGAUGAACCGCGUCCUGGCCGACCCCAGCGACGACACCAAGGGCUUCUUCGACCCCAACACGCACGAGAACCUCACCUACAUGCAGCUGCUGCGUCGCUGCGUGCGCGACCCCGACACGGGGCUCUACAUGCUGCAGCUGGCCGGCCAGGGCUCCGUCGUGCACCAGCUCAGCGAGGAGCUGCGCCGCGCCCUGCACGACGUCCGUGUGACGCUGCCCCCGGCCGCCGGCGGCACCCAGGGCCUGGUCGUCUCGGUCUGGGAGCUGCUCUUCUACCGGGAGGUGUCCGAGAGCCUGCGGCAGGACCUGCUGGUCCAGUACCGGGCGGGCACGCUGACCGCGCAGCAGCUGGGCGCCUCGCUCACCUCGCUGCUGGCCAGGGCCCCGGAAGGGAGCCCGCACCCGGCCCCGGCCGACCCUAGGCGGGCCCUGAGCGCGGUCACCAUGGAGGUGAAGGUGGGCCGCCUGCGGGGGCCGGCCGUGCCCGUGUGGGACGUGCUGGAGUCCGACUACGUGAGCGCCGGCAGCAGGGAGCAGCUGCUGGCCCAGUUCCGCUCGGGGAGGCUGGGCCUGCCCGCGCUGACCCGCCGGCUGACCACCAUCAUCGAGGAGGCCGAGGGGGCCCAGGGCACCGAGCACCUCCAGGUGUCCAGCCCCCCGGGGCGUGGUGACGCCCAGGCCGACCCCCAGGCCGCCAGGCGCCUCCAGGAGCAGGCUCUGCGUGCGGCCACCAUGGAGGUGCAUGCCGGGCGAUUCCAGGGGCAGCCGGUGUCCGUGUGGGACGUCCUCUCCUCCUCCUACCUGAGCCAGGCCCGCCGGGAAGAGCUGCUGGCCCAGCACGCGGCCGGCGCCCUGGCCCUGCCGGGCCUCGUGGCCGUCCUCACCCAGGUCGUCGAGGAGACGGAGCAACGGCUCAGCAAGAUGUCCUUCCCGGGCCUGAGGCGCCAGGUGACGGCGUCCCAGCUGGGCGUCUCCAGGGUCCUGGACCCCGAGACCCUGCAGGGCCUGGCCCAGGGCACCAAGAGCCCCCAGGAGGUGAUGAAGAUGGACUCGGUCAAGCGCUACCUGGAGGGCACGAGCUGCAUCGCGGGCGUGCUGGUGCCCGCCAGGGACCAGCCCGGGAGGCGGGAGAAGAUGAGCGUCUACCAGGCCAUGUGGAAGGGCCACCUGCGGCCGGGCACGGCCCUGGUGCUGCUGGAGGCCCAGGCGGCCACCGGCUUCCUCAUCGACCCCGUGGGCAACCGGCGGCUGUCCGUGGACGAGGCCGUGGCCGCGGACCUGGUGGGCGGCGAGAUCCGGGACAAGCUGCUGUCGGCCGAGCGGGCGGUCACCGGCUACACCGACCCCUACACCGGGGAGCAGAUCUCCCUCUUCCAGGCCAUGAAGAAAGACCUGAUCGUCCGGGACCACGGCAUCCGCCUGCUGGAGGCCCAGAUCGCCACGGGCGGCAUCAUCGACCCCGUGCACAGCCACCGCGUGCCCGUGGAGGUGGCCUACAAGAACGGCUACUUCGACGAGGAGAUGAACCGCGUCCUGGCCGACCCCAGCGACGACACCAAGGGCUUCUUCGACCCCAACACGCACGAGAACCUCACCUACAUGCAGCUGCUGCGUCGCUGCGUGCGCGACCCCGACACGGGGCUCUACAUGCUGCAGCUGGCCGGCCAGGGCUCCGUCGUGCACCAGCUCAGCGAGGAGCUGCGCCGCGCCCUGCACGACGUCCGUGUGACGCUGCCCCCGGCCGCCGGCGGCACCCAGGGCCUGGUCGUCUCGGUCUGGGAGCUGCUCUUCUACCGGGAGGUGUCCGAGAGCCUGCGGCAGGACCUGCUGGUCCAGUACCGGGCGGGCACGCUGACCGCGCAGCAGCUGGGCGCCUCGCUCACCUCGCUGCUGGCCGGGGCCCCGGAAGGGAGCCCGCACCCGGCCCCGGCCGACCCUAGGCGGGCCCUGAGCGCGGUCACCAUGGAGGUGAAGGUGGGCCGCCUGCGGGGGCCGGCCGUGCCCGUGUGGGACGUGCUGGAGUCCGACUACGUGAGCGCCGGCAGCAGGGAGCAGCUGCUGGCCCAGUUCCGCUCGGGGAGGCUGGGCCUGCCCGCGCUGACCCGCCGGCUGACCACCAUCAUCGAGGAGGCCGAGGGGGCCCAGGGCACCGAGCACCUCCAGGUGUCCAGCCCCCCGGGGCGUGGUGACGCCCAGGCCGACCCCCAGGCCGCCAGGCGCCUCCAGGAGCAGGCUCUGCGUGCGGCCACCAUGGAGGUGCAUGCCGGGCGAUUCCAGGGGCAGCCGGUGUCCGUGUGGGACGUCCUCUCCUCCUCCUACCUGAGCCAGGCCCGCCGGGAAGAGCUGCUGGCCCAGCACGCGGCCGGCGCCCUGGCCCUGCCGGGCCUCGUGGCCGUCCUCACCCAGGUCGUCGAGGAGACGGAGCAACGGCUCAGCAAGAUGUCCUUCCCGGGCCUGAGGCGCCAGGUGACGGCGUCCCAGCUGGGCGUCUCCAGGGUCCUGGACCCCGAGACCCUGCAGGGCCUGGCCCAGGGCACCAAGAGCCCCCAGGAGGUGAUGAAGAUGGACUCGGUCAAGCGCUACCUGGAGGGCACGAGCUGCAUCGCGGGCGUGCUGGUGCCCGCCAGGGACCAGCCCGGGAGGCGGGAGAAGAUGAGCGUCUACCAGGCCAUGUGGAAGGGCCACCUGCGGCCGGGCACGGCCCUGGUGCUGCUGGAGGCCCAGGCGGCCACCGGCUUCCUCAUCGACCCCGUGGGCAACCGGCGGCUGUCCGUGGACGAGGCCGUGGCCGCGGACCUGGUGGGCGGCGAGAUCCGGGACAAGCUGCUGUCGGCCGAGCGGGCGGUCACCGGCUACACCGACCCCUACACCGGGGAGCAGAUCUCCCUCUUCCAGGCCAUGAAGAAAGACCUGAUCGUCCGGGACCACGGCAUCCGCCUGCUGGAGGCCCAGAUCGCCACGGGCGGCAUCAUCGACCCCGUGCACAGCCACCGCGUGCCCGUGGAGGUGGCCUACAAGAACGGCUACUUCGACGAGGAGAUGAACCGCGUCCUGGCCGACCCCAGCGACGACACCAAGGGCUUCUUCGACCCCAACACGCACGAGAACCUCACCUACAUGCAGCUGCUGCGUCGCUGCGUGCGCGACCCCGACACGGGGCUCUACAUGCUGCAGCUGGCCGGCCAGGGCUCCGUCGUGCACCAGCUCAGCGAGGAGCUGCGCCGCGCCCUGCACGACGUCCGUGUGACGCUGCCCCCGGCCGCCGGCGGCACCCAGGGCCUGGUCGUCUCGGUCUGGGAGCUGCUCUUCUACCGGGAGGUGUCCGAGAGCCUGCGGCAGGACCUGCUGGUCCAGUACCGGGCGGGCACGCUGACCGCGCAGCAGCUGGGCGCCUCGCUCACCUCGCUGCUGGCCGGGGCCCCGGAAGGGAGCCCGCACCCGGCCCCGGCCGACCCUAGGCGGGCCCUGAGCGCGGUCACCAUGGAGGUGAAGGUGGGCCGCCUGCGGGGGCCGGCCGUGCCCGUGUGGGACGUGCUGGAGUCCGACUACGUGAGCGCCGGCAGCAGGGAGCAGCUGCUGGCCCAGUUCCGCUCGGGGAGGCUGGGCCUGCCCGCGCUGACCCGCCGGCUGACCACCAUCAUCGAGGAGGCCGAGGGGGCCCAGGGCACCGAGCACCUCCAGGUGUCCAGCCCCCCGGGGCGUGGUGACGCCCAGGCCGACCCCCAGGCCGCCAGGCGCCUCCAGGAGCAGGCUCUGCGUGCGGCCACCAUGGAGGUGCAUGCCGGGCGAUUCCAGGGGCAGCCGGUGUCCGUGUGGGACGUCCUCUCCUCCUCCUACCUGAGCCAGGCCCGCCGGGAAGAGCUGCUGGCCCAGCACGCGGCCGGCGCCCUGGCCCUGCCGGGCCUCGUGGCCGUCCUCACCCAGGUCGUCGAGGAGACGGAGCAACGGCUCAGCAAGAUGUCCUUCCCGGGCCUGAGGCGCCAGGUGACGGCGUCCCAGCUGGGCGUCUCCAGGGUCCUGGACCCCGAGACCCUGCAGGGCCUGGCCCAGGGCACCAAGAGCCCCCAGGAGGUGAUGAAGAUGGACUCGGUCAAGCGCUACCUGGAGGGCACGAGCUGCAUCGCGGGCGUGCUGGUGCCCGCCAGGGACCAGCCCGGGAGGCGGGAGAAGAUGAGCGUCUACCAGGCCAUGUGGAAGGGCCACCUGCGGCCGGGCACGGCCCUGGUGCUGCUGGAGGCCCAGGCGGCCACCGGCUUCCUCAUCGACCCCGUGGGCAACCGGCGGCUGUCCGUGGACGAGGCCGUGGCCGCGGACCUGGUGGGCGGCGAGAUCCGGGACAAGCUGCUGUCGGCCGAGCGGGCGGUCACCGGCUACACCGACCCCUACACCGGGGAGCAGAUCUCCCUCUUCCAGGCCAUGAAGAAAGACCUGAUCGUCCGGGACCACGGCAUCCGCCUGCUGGAGGCCCAGAUCGCCACGGGCGGCAUCAUCGACCCCGUGCACAGCCACCGCGUGCCCGUGGAGGUGGCCUACAAGAACGGCUACUUCGACGAGGAGAUGAACCGCGUCCUGGCCGACCCCAGCGACGACACCAAGGGCUUCUUCGACCCCAACACGCACGAGAACCUCACCUACAUGCAGCUGCUGCAGAAGGCCACUCUUGACCCUGAAACUGGCCUGUUACUUCUUUCUCUGUCUUGAGGGUGAAUGGACUGUUUGUGUGGUGGGAUGUUAACUCUCAAAUAUGUCUUACUCUAUUCUUCAGAUUUUAAAAUAUUCUUUAAUUUGGUUUUACUUAGUUUUUAAAAUGUAUACAUUUUUGAUUUAAUAGUGAGAGGCGAGCGAUAGGGAGAUAGAAACAUGGAUGAGAGAAUAACAUCGGUGGGCUGCCUCCAGCAAGCCUGUUCUGGGGAUGGAGUGGGCAACCCUGGCAUCGAACCCGGGACCUCUGAGUUCCUGGGCCCGUGCUCAACCACGGAGCCAAUGGCUGGGCGGCUCAGUGUUUAAAUGUAUCUGGUAACAUUGUUCCCUUCCCAUGGCCCCCCAGGUGCGCGUCCAGAGCAGGCCUGUUCCCUGGCGUGUUCAUCCUGACGAGUGGUGGCCCCCCUUGUGCUUUUGUUGUUAUUUCUGGGAAUAUUGGCGGGUGGCCAUCUUACAGGCUCCGCUGCGCUUGGAACAAAGGACUGUCUGUUCCUGGGACCUCAGCCUGUCACCCUGGGGUGUCUGCAGCGCUUUGUGUUUUCUGGUUGUUAUUAAAGCCUUUCUUCCGUUGGAA
This is a messenger RNA of Myotis myotis, 18784 nucleotides long. It is a transcript of the gene EPPK1, whose product is annotated as epiplakin 1. Gene Ontology annotation, cellular component: keratin filament; cell junction; membrane. Lineage: Eukaryota; Metazoa; Chordata; Mammalia; Chiroptera; Vespertilionidae. Gene Ontology annotation, molecular function: keratin filament binding; structural molecule activity. Gene Ontology annotation, biological process: wound healing; intermediate filament bundle assembly. The record is from RefSeq and is a predicted model, not a curated record. The coding region runs from base 358 to 18210 and encodes 5950 amino acids. The transcript has 2 exons.